Molecule: messenger RNA, 337 nt
Organism: Aspergillus ochraceoroseus IBT 24754
Lineage: Eukaryota; Fungi; Ascomycota; Eurotiomycetes; Eurotiales; Aspergillaceae
Exons: 1
Coding region: 93-302 (69 amino acids)
Source: RefSeq, a predicted model, not a curated record
CAACAGCCAUAAUGGAGGUUAGGGCUAUUCGGUGAACAAAGAGCAACUGUAUAUCGGAUUCCAUAUUUAGCAUCAAAGGUUCAUUCAUCAGGAUGAACCCAAGCAUACAAAGGAUCGGUGUAUUAUAUUUAGUUCUCCAUACGUUGAGGCAUUACCCAGGAAACGGAGAGACUGCCAUUGAAGAAAGUAAGAUGUUCCAAGUUGUAGCCGGGUCUUGUACUACAUCGUUCAUACUAUCCAUACUAUUAUACAUCCAGCUCGGUCUAUGUACAUCACAAGCAACGCUAGCACUGCAGAAAUGAACUUAUGCCGGGUAUAGCGCCUCGCUUAACGCCAA